GCUGAUUUAUUUUGUUUAGUUCAUCAAACAGUGUCGACAGAGGAAGUUUAACAGAAGGAUGACUGGGGGGAUCAGGUGUGUCGUGUUGUGGUCCUGACCUUUCUGCUGAGUCUCGCAAGAGGAGAUGUUGAGAUCUCCUGUGUUUUCAUGCAAAGUUGCAUCUUACCGUGCACUUUUCGGGCCGGCUCUGACGUGGUCAUCCAUUGGAUUCAGGUGACAGGAGACACUCCUGUUCACUCCUACUACCACAACCAAGACCAGCUCGCAUACCAGGGCCAGAAUUUCGGCGGCAGGACAUCACUGUUCAAGGACCAGAUCUCCAGAGGAAACGCCUCGCUCCAGCUGACAGACGUGCAGGUUCAGGACCAGGGCAGAUACAAGUGCUACACCAGCACCGUCAGAGGAAACAAGGAGUUAUUUAUCAACUUAAAAGUGGCUGAAGAAACACAAGGAGAGAAAGAAACCAUCAAAUACAACACAAAUUUAACUGAUGCUGAGGUCUCCUGUGAUAUCAUGCAAAACUGCAUCUUACCGUGUAGCUUCCAGGGUGGCAAAGAUGUGGUCAUCCACUGGAUUCGGGUGACAACAGGAGACACCCCUGUCCACUCCUACUACCACAACCAAGACCAGGGCCAGAACUUCGGAGGCAGGACAUCACUGUUCAAGGACCAGAUCUCCACAGGAAACGCCUCGCUCCAGCUGACAGACGUGCAGGUUCAGGACCAGGGCAGAUACAAGUGCUACACCAGCACCAUCAGAGGAAACAAGGAGUUAUUUAUCAACCUAAAAGUGGACGACCCUUCAAAAAUGCAGGAAAACACAUUACUUGGAGAGUUUGCAAUCAUUGUGGUUUUAGCACUUAUUGGAUGGCUGGCAGCAUUCUGUAUAUACAAGAAAAAUGCAGAGACCACAGAUCAGACAGGAUUAAGUGACCAAGCUGAAUCAUCAGAGUUAAUGCCACUGAAAGGCUAGAAGAAAUGGAGAAAAUAUAAGCAGAAGACAAAUAAAUAGUCAAACCUCUCCACUAACGAUUAAAUGACACUUGAUGCACUUACCGUAUUUGUUUCUGGGAACAUAAACCUGAAGAAAGAGCGUUCAUGCUGAAACAAGACCUUCAGUUCUGCGUUUUGGAGCCGUUCAGCAAACAUCUUAUCCAAAUUGAUCAAUGGAGGAGUCGCACUACACUGCUUCUUCAUUACAAUGCAGACCCGUAUACAAGACAGGGAUGUUUUAUGAGACUCCGGCUGGUGAAGUGAAUGAAUUCUAAAGUAGUAUAUUGCGCACGUUUAAUCUAAAUGUACUGCUAUAUACACAAAAGUGCAAUAACAUGUGGUUUGUAAACACUUAAGGGUGCUUUUUACCAGCAGUAUUCUCUUUACACAGUAGCAAUAAAAUAUUUC
Molecule: messenger RNA, 1400 nt
Organism: Micropterus salmoides (largemouth bass)
Lineage: Eukaryota; Metazoa; Chordata; Actinopteri; Centrarchiformes; Centrarchidae
Product: CD276 antigen-like
Exons: 5
Coding region: 148-972 (274 amino acids)
Biological process (GO): cell surface receptor signaling pathway; negative regulation of T cell proliferation; immune response
Cellular component (GO): external side of plasma membrane
Source: RefSeq, a predicted model, not a curated record